UAUAUUUUCGUGGUAGCAGGGAGACUCCUGGUAUCUUCCAGGUAGCGUUGCGAUCGCGUCGCCGUUGCCUUGGUGAGCAGGUCUUCAUUUGAAAUUAUUUGCCGCGACCGCAAAGCUACGUCUCGUCGAGGUACCGUUGCCGUCGUGUGACAACCCCCUUAGCUUUGACAACACGCGCCGCAACCGUCGGGUCGGGAGCGGGCGAUCGAUGGUGACAGCGUUUGCGCCGCCCCCAUCGCGAAAAAUGGCCUCCGACUCGGACACGCUCGAAUAUUACAUCAAGUUCCCAAAUCCGAACUUCAAUUACGGCCCGAAUGGCGACCACGAUUUCGUGUUCGUCGUCAACGAGGAGAAGAUCCCGGUCAUUUUGUUGUUCGGAUGGGCGGGCUGUCAGGACAAAUAUCUGGCCAAGUAUUCGAAGAUUUACGAGGACAAGGGUUUGAUCACCUUAAGGUACACGGCACCGGUUAAAUGCCUUUUUUGGAAACGUUACCAGAUGAUCAAGAUCGGAGAGAAGAUCGUCAAGCUUUUGAUAGACUUAAAUUUUGAAAAUCAUCCGAUAAUCGUGCACUGCUUCUCCAACGGGGGUGCUUUUAUGUAUCAAAACUUCUCCAUGGCUUUAGACAAGAGCCCCAAGCAAAUACAAGUGAAGGGUGUAAUUUUCGAUUCAGCACCAGGUAAGAAGCGCGUCAUGACAUUGUACAGGGCCAUUUCUUAUAUAAUUGGAGGCAACGCCAUUUACAACUUAUCCAUGUCCAUAUUCAUGACCAUGUUUAUAUCUGUGAUAUGGCUAUACGAAAUUUUAACGACGACCCUGUUCCAAAGGAAAAUCACGCAUACAAACCUCUACGAAAACCUCAAGAACGAAAAGAACGCAUGGCCGCAACAUUUCAUCUACUCCAAAGCGGACGAUUUGAUACCCCACACUGAUGUGGAGGACUUUCUAGAGCAUCGAAAAAAUAAAGGGGUUGACGUGACGUCGAUCUGUUACGAGUCCAGUUUGCACGUCAAACAUUUGGCAGAGCAUCGCGACAGUUACGUGAAUCAGGUCUGCAACUUCAUCAACAAAUGUCUGAACGGGAAGAACUGAGACCGUUCAACCGUCCGAAUUGGAGGAUUAUUGCCGUAGUGUUUAAGUACUUCUAUACAAAAAAAAAAACAGCACAAAAUUGUUAAGUUGUUUUUUUAUCAUAUAUAGUUUAUUUUUUUAUAUAUAUGUAUAGUUUAUAUGUGUUUUUAUUAAUGUUGUUUUUGGUUUAUUGGUUGUUUUUGUUGGUGCACAAUGAAUUGUACGAAUUUUCGGUGCUAGUUGCCUCAAAAAUAUAUAUUUCGAUGAGUUGUCA
Aethina tumida (small hive beetle) is the source of this 1343-nucleotide messenger RNA. Its product is annotated as transmembrane protein 53. Bases 209 to 1090 code for a protein of 293 amino acids. NCBI's taxonomy places the organism in Eukaryota, Metazoa, Arthropoda, Insecta, Coleoptera, Nitidulidae. The record is from RefSeq and is a predicted model, not a curated record. The transcript has 4 exons.